Adineta steineri is the source of this 1378-nucleotide messenger RNA. The record is from the annotation of a GenBank genome assembly. Lineage: Eukaryota; Metazoa; Rotifera; Eurotatoria; Adinetida; Adinetidae.
AAAAAUAACAUAUCCUUGUAAAGGAUGUUCAAAAGAAUUUUGUUUAGUUCAUUUACCAGAACAUCAACAAAUGUUAAACGAUGAAAUAAAUCAUAUUACUAAUGAAUAUAAUGAAUUUAAACAAAUAUUUAAUGAACAAAAACAGAAUCCACAAAAUCCACAAAAUGAUUUAUUGAUAAAACAAAUUGAGCAAUGGGAAAGAAAUUCUAUUGAAAAAAUUCAACAAAAAGCAAAAACUUGUAGAGAAAUUGUUAUUGAAUAUUUACCAACAUUGUUUAAUGAUAUUGAGAUAAAAUUUAAUGAUUUAUCUGAACAAAUAAAACAAAUUCAUCAAGAAAAUGAGUUUAAUGAAAUUAAUUUAAAUUAUUUAAGAAACCAAUUAAUAGAAAUGACACAAGAAUUAAAUAAUCCAUCAAGUAUUUCUAUUAAAGAAGAAUUACAAUCAUUUAUUAAUGAUAUUUCAAUUAUUUUAACGAAAAAAUCAAAAUUUAAUAAAUGGAAACAAAAUGCCAUCACUGUGGCAGGUGGAAAUGAGUGCGGACCAAAAUCAAAUCAACUCCAUUUUCCUGUAGCAAUCUUUAUUGAUGAAAAUAAAAAUAUUUUCAUUGCUGAUUGUUCAAAUCAUCGUAUUGUUGAAUGGAAAUACAAUACAAAAGAAGGACAAAUCAUUGCAGGUGGAAAUGGACAAGGAAAUCGACUGAAUCAAUUAAAUCGACCAACAGAUGUGAUUGUUGAUCAACAAAAUCAUUCAAUAAUCAUUGCUGAUUCUUUGAACAGACGAGUAAUUCAGUGGAUGAAUCAAAAUCAACAAAUUCUCAUUCGCAAUAUUGACUGUUGGAGCUUGGCAAUGGAUAAACACGGAUUUCUUUAUGUUUCCGAUUAUAAGAAAAAUGAAGUGAUACGAUGGAAAAUGGGAGAAUAUAACAAAAAAGGAAUUGUAGUGGCUGGUGGAAAUGAAUAUGGAAAUCAACUCAAUCAAUUCUGUUCUCUACGUUCUAUCUUUGUUGAUGAAGAUCAGUCUGUUUAUAUAUCAGAUUGGGGCAAUCAUCGUGUGAUGAAAUGGAGAAAAGAUGCAAAAGAAGGAAUUAUUGUAGCUGGAGGAAAUGGUGAAGGAAGAAAUCUCAAUCAAUUGUCUUAUCCUGAAGGAGUAAUUGUUGAUGAGUUGGGUCAAAUAUAUGUAGCAGAUUGUGAGAAUCAUCGAGUAAUGCGUUGGUGUGAAGGAAAAGAAGAAGGUGAAAUUGUCGUUGGUGGAGAAGAAAAAGGAAAUCAAUCAGAUCAACUGAAUAAUUCUUGUGGUUUAUCUUUUGAUGAUGAAGGAAAUCUUUAUGUUGUUGAUUGUUAUAAUCAUCGAAUUCAAAAAUUUGAAAUAAUUUUGUAA